Messenger RNA from Capronia epimyces CBS 606.96, 1035 nucleotides. RefSeq lists its product as uncharacterized. The transcript is spliced from 3 exons. NCBI's taxonomy places the organism in Eukaryota, Fungi, Ascomycota, Eurotiomycetes, Chaetothyriales, Herpotrichiellaceae. The coding region runs from base 1 to 1035 and encodes 344 amino acids. The record is from RefSeq and is a predicted model, not a curated record.
AUGGAGAAGUUCUCGCAGUUUCGUGACAAAGGCUCUGGCAUCGCUCCCUUCCUCCCUAUCCCGACCGAGCCGGCUGGAAUCCAACUACCUUUCCACAUUUUUCUCUUCGUCUGCCGGGUGCCCCUCCUCCUGGUUUUCGCCCUUUCAUACUUCCUCGUCCUACAAUGGAUGCCGAUAGGAGUUCUGGGAAGGAAAGCUUCGUUAUGGUGCAUACUGGGCCUACCAGGUAUCUGGUGGGUUGAUCUACGAAUCGACGGAGUGAAAAGAGGGUCUUUGGCAAAGAACAGUACCAGUAUUCCUCAAGCCGGCUCCAUCAUCGCGGCCUCCAGCGCUUCUCCCAUCGAUGCGCUCUAUCUGUCUGCCAUCUUCGAUCCGCUGUUUGUCGCAAGCUAUCCUCAUAGCAGACUGGUGGAACCCAUCUCACUCUUCACCGCCGUUUGCCGGGCCUUUUCAUACCCGAAACUGAAUCCGUCCGGGAGAGCAAAAUUAAUCGACCUAAAAACCUAUCUGAAGAAACAUCCGACCCGCAUCGUUGUGGUUUUCCCCGAAUGCACCACAUCUAACGGGAGAGGUAUAUUGCCUAUGAGUCCUUCCCUGUUGAGUGCGCCCCCGCGCACCAAAGUAUUUCCAGUGAGCCUGAGAUACACACCACCUGAUAUCACCACACCAAUCCCACACGCCUACUUCACGUUCCUUUGGAAUCUAUGCAGCAAGCCAACACACUGUAUCCGCAUACGUAUUGCGGAACCCGUGUACAAUACAUCGAAGAGGACCUCAGAACCAGUCGUUGCAAAGACUUCAUCGUAUGCCACCAAUCAUUUCGACACGUUAGCCACCGACAAUGUGGCCAGCGAUGCAGAUACGCUUGUUGGCAGUGAAGAAGUAGAAGGUCCCACCACCAAGGAGGAGAGAGCGUUUCUAGACAAGGUUGCGGAGGCGCUGGCUAGGUUAGGACGCGUCAAGAGACUUGGUCUAGGGGCGAAGGAGAAGGUUGACUUUCUGGAUAUGUGGAAAACAUCACGCAGACGACGAUGA